AUGUCUACAAAGAAGAAAAGUAGUGGCCGUCAAAGUAAUCUGUUUACGUUCUUUCAAAAAACGCCAAAAACUGAAAAAUCUGAUGAAAUAACACCAAUUAAUGGUGAUUCUGGCAAAGACAAAAUAAAUGAUGAGGCGAUUGAUGAUCUUGAAAAUAUUCCUGCUAAAAAAGAGAUUACAACACCUUCAAAUAAAAAUAGCCCUAAAAUUGCUAAUGGAACAAAUAAACCUAAAAUAACAACUACACCAUUAUCUGUUAAAAGAAAAUUAUCCAAAACUGAAGAAAAGCAAGAUGUUUCAAUUAUUUUAGACGAUGAUAGCAAUAGUGGAGAGAAUGUGGAGGGGUUUUUGAGUUGUGCUGGGUCUUCAUUUACCGAUUCUCCUGCCUCUCCACAAUUUUCCUUUAAACGUCGGCGUGCAAUAAUUUCUUCUGAUGAGGAAGAAGAUGAUGAUUUAAAUAAAUCUAAAAGUGAAAGAAAAAUUAGGAAAAAUGAAGAUAAAGUUGAUACUGAAGUUAAGAAGGAUUUAAAUGAUGUAAAGAGAGAAAAUGACAGUGAAAAGAUGAGCAUUUCUAAUGAAAAAAUGGAGCAAGAUGUUCCCAUUGUUGAUGACGAUAGCUGUCAAUUGAUUAGCCAAGAGAAAGAAAAUAAAUCUACAGGGAAGGCUCAUUCAUUUAUUGAAUUAUUUAGUUUUUCUAAUAACGAUGGGGAAGAGAUUAUCUCAGACCAACAACAAAAAAUUAAAUCAUCUUCCAAUGUCUUAAAAACCCCAAAAUCAGCCAAAGCUUCACACGAUGAAGAAAACAAAGACGGUGAAGAUCAUUUUCCCCAUUUGGAUUUUGAAUUUUUAAAAAAGCCAAGAGAUGCGCAAAAAAGGAAACCAACAGAUCCAGAAUAUGAUUCUCGAACACUUUUUGUUCCUCCAGAUUUUCUUAAACAACAAUCACCAGGUUUUAUUUUUCUGAUUCUUUCAUCUAUUAAUUCAGGUCAUCAACAAUGGUGGAAAUUGAAAUCUGCACAUUUCGACACUAUUCUAUUUUUUAAAGUUGGUAAAUUUUAUGAGCUUUAUCAUAUGGAUGCUGUUAUUGCUGUUGAAAAUUUGUCUUUGGUUUAUAUGAGGGGAAAAUAUGCUCAUUGUGGCUUUCCCGAAGCAUCCUAUGGUCGUUAUGCUGAACAACUUGUCAAUAAAGGUUAUAAAGUUGCUCGAAUAGAACAAACAGAAACACCAGAACAAUUAGCUGAAAGACAGAAAAAAUCAAAAAAUUCAACAAAUAAUUGUUCUUCGCCUCGAAUUGAAAGAGAAAAAGUUGUUAGACGUGAACUUUGUAGAUUAACAACUAUUGGAACGAAAACUUUUGGAAUAUUGGAUGGAAGUGAUUCUAGAGAUUCUAAUGAUGUUGCUGUAGAUCCAAGUCCAAAUUAUUUAUUGGCUUUGACAGAGAGGAAAUCAGAUAAUCGCUCAAAUGAUGGCUUCAGUCGAUUUGGUGUUUGUUUUGUCGAUUGUUCUGUUGGAAAAUUUUUUCUUGCUGAAUUUGAUGAUGAUCGUUUUCAGAGUAAUUUACGAACACUUUUCGCACAUAAUUUACCUGUACAGUUGAUAUAUGAGAAAGGAGCACUUUCUUCUGGUACUACAACUCUUUUGGAAACAAUGCUUUCUAGUGUCCCAAAAGAAAUUUUAUUUCCAAAGAGGCAAUUUCUGACAGCCGAGGAUACUUUGAAUUUGGUUAAUUUUUGCUGUCUUUCUGAAGAACUUUAUUUUGGCGCAAGUAUUGACCAAUGGCCGAAUACUUUUCGCUCCUUGUUGGAUGACUCUCCAAUCCCUAAACCUUCAAAGCAACACCAACUUUGUAUCUCUGCUUUUGGCGCCACUUUAUGGUAUUUACGUGAAUGUUUAAUUGAUGUAGAUACAAUUAGUAUGCGUCAAAUUGAGCUUUAUUCUCCACCUUCUCUUAAUUUUGAUGGCAAUAAUGUUAAUAUUUGUCCGAUGUCUUCGUCUGAAGCUUGGAAAGGAAAGCACACUAUUUUGGAUGGUUCUUCUUUGCUUAAUUUACACAUUUUACCAUCACUUUCAUCUAAUAAUAACACAAAUUCGAAUACAUCAUUUUCAUUAUUUAACACUCUUAAUCGAUGUUUAACCGCUUCUGGUAAACGUCUUCUUCGCCAAUGGAUAUCUACCCCAACUUGUGAUAAAGAAACCCUUUUGGGAAGACAAUCUUGUAUUAAAUGGUUGAUGGCAGAUGAGAGGCGACCACAUUUAGCAAAAUGGAUGGAAUUGUUAAAAAUACAUACAAUUGGUUCAAAACAUCGAGCAGAUACAAAACAUGGAGGUGGUGGUCAUCCUGAUUCUCGAGCACAAUUUUUUGAUAGUGACAAAUACAAUAAACGAAAAAUUCGUGAUCUUUUGGUUGUUUUGGAUGGAUUAGAGGAUUUAAUGCGAUUAAAACGAAUGUUUUUAAACGCGAGUGAAAUGGACGCAGAUAAAAGUGUUCCUUCAAUGUUAACUAAUUGUUUUGGUUCAAAUUAUAAAGAAAUGAGUGAAGAUUUGGAAUUCUUUAAGAGUGCUUUUGACCGUCAAUCAGCUUUAGAACAUGGAGUUAUCCAGCCGAAUAAAGGUGUUGAUGAAGAAUAUGAUUUGGCUUGUAAUGAUGUAAUUAGUUGUGAAUCUCAUCUUAAUGAAUUUCUUGAAAAAAUGAGAAGAGUGUUUAAAUGCUCGACAAUAAAAUUUGUUGGUACCGGCAGGAAUUCUUAUCAAUUAGAAAUACCCGAUGCUUUUUGUAAAUCUUUGGGUACAGAUUUUAGAUUAACAUCACAAAGAAAGGGAUUUAAACGUUAUUAUACUGACGAACUUCAACAACUUUUUGAUAAAUUAACAAAUUCUGAAACUCAACGUGAUUUAAUUAGUGCAGAAGUUACAAGACGUGUUUUUGCUGAUUUUAGUCAAAGAAAAGAUAAAUGGAAAAAUAUUGUAAAUAAUUUAGCUCAAUUUGAUUGUUUAAUUUCUUUAACGUUAUUUGCUCAAUCUUCGCCAAAGAAAAUGUGUUUCCCAGAAUUUUGUUAUGAUUCUGAAAAGCCAUUUCUGUCAAUUUCUAAAGGAUUCCAUCCUUCAUUAAUUGAUGCAGUUGGUGUUGAUUAUAUUCCAAAUGAUUGUGAACUUGGCGGUAAAAAUUCUCCUUUAAUGUUACUUACUGGUGCUAAUAUGGGUGGAAAAAGUACUUAUAUGAGACAAAUUGCUGCACUUGUUGUUAUGGCACAAAUUGGUUCAAUGGUUCCAGCAAAUUCAAUGAAAUUAACUCCAGUUGAUAGAAUAUUUUGUAGAAUUGGAGCUAGCGAUAGACUUGUUGCAGGCCAAUCCACUUUUUAUGUUGAACUUGCUGAAACAAAUAUUAUUUUAAGACAAGCUACUUCAUAUUCUUUAGUUCUAAUUGAUGAACUCGGUCGUGGAACGAGUACUUUUGAUGGUACAGCAAUUGCUUGUGCCGUUUUAAAAUAUUUAUCAACAAAAAUAUGUUGUAGAGGACUCUUCUCAACACAUUACCAUGCUUUAUGUAAAUUUGUUGCUAAUAAUCCAAAUGUUAAAUUGGGGCAUAUGGCUUGUAUGGUUGAAAAUGCAAAUUUAGAGGAUCCAACAAUGGAAGCAAUAACAUUUUUGUAUACAUUAGCUGAAGGAGCUAGUGAUAAAUCUUAUGGAUUUUAUACAGCUAAAAUGGCGGGAAUUGACGUUGAGAUUGUUAGAAAAGCUUUUGCUGCUUCCAAAAUGUUAGAGGAAAAUAAAUUAAAUUAUUAA
Molecule: messenger RNA, 3783 nt
Organism: Meloidogyne enterolobii
Lineage: Eukaryota; Metazoa; Nematoda; Chromadorea; Rhabditida; Meloidogynidae
Source: the annotation of a GenBank genome assembly